Molecule: messenger RNA, 5675 nt
Organism: Meleagris gallopavo (turkey)
Lineage: Eukaryota; Metazoa; Chordata; Aves; Galliformes; Phasianidae
Source: RefSeq, a predicted model, not a curated record
ACUCAUGCUGGUCCUGGUUUGUUGCAGGGUCUCUGGUGGACCGCAGCGAUGAGGAAGCCUCAGAGAAGAUCUCGGCAGAGCCUGGAGGGCUGGCGUUCUCCCUCACCCUACAGCCUCAAGUGCUCGCCCGCUCGGGAGACGCUGACGUAUGCUCAGGCCCAGCGCAUCGUGGAAGUCGACAUCGACGGGCGGCUUCACCGCAUCAGCAUCUACGAUCCCUUAAAAAUCAUCACCGAGGAUGAACUGACUGCCCAGGACAUCACAGAAUGCAACAGCAAUAAGGAAAACAGCGAGCAGCCCCUUUUCCCUUCAAAAUCCAAGAAAACAACUUCCAAAGGCAAGAAGAAGGAAUCCUGCUCCAGACACACAUCAGGAACAUCUUUACACUUACCCCAGCCCAACUUCCGUGUGAUGGACUCCUUCAAGCAGUCCGAUGCCCCUCCUCUCCCUGCCGCCUACUACCGAUACAUUGAAAAGCCUCCUGAGGACCUUGAUGCGGAGGUGGAGUAUGACAUGGAUGAAGAGGAUCUGGCAUGGCUGGAAAUGGUGAAUGAGAAGAGAAGAGAUGAUGGUUAUGGGAUGGUUUCUGCUGAAACUUUUGAGCUGCUGGUAGACCGCUUGGAAAAGGAGUCGUACCUUGAGAGCCGGAACAACAGCACUCAGCAGUCCGUCAUUGAUGAGGAUGCAUUCUGCUGUGUCUGCAUGGACGAUGAGUGUCACAACAGCAAUGUCAUCCUGUUCUGUGAUAUCUGCAAUCUGGCUGUGCACCAGGAGUGUUACGGUGUGCCCUAUAUUCCUGAGGGGCAGUGGCUUUGCCGCUGCUGCUUACAGUCCCCUUCCCAUCCUGUUGAUUGUGUCCUCUGCCCAAACAAAGGUGGAGCCUUCAAGCAGACCAGCGAUGGCCGCUGGGCUCAUGUGGUUUGUGCCAUUUGGAUUCCAGAAGUCUGUUUUGCAAACACUGUGUUCCUGGAGCCCAUUGAAGGGAUAAAUAACAUUCCCCCAGCUCGAUGGAAGCUCACAUGCUAUAUCUGCAAGCAGAAGGGCAUGGGAGCUGCUAUCCAAUGCCACAAAGUGAACUGUUACACUGCCUUCCAUGUCACCUGUGCCCAGCGGGCUGGUCUCUUCAUGAAGAUUGAACCCAUGAGGGAAACCAGCAUCAAUGGCACAACAUUCACUGUGCGUAAAACUGCCUAUUGUGAGAGCCAUUCCCCACCUGGAACAGUGAAAAAAGGGUAUUCAGCUGCUACCAGUGAGAGGCAGGAGGGCAUUGUGAAGGAGGAAAGGGAGGAGGAAGGCAAUUCUGGCCCUCCCAAAGGGUCCCUAAAGAAGAACCAAGUGAAAUUGAAGCAGAAGAUCAAAAAGGAGCCCAGUGAGGGGACUGAUGGGCGUUCAUCUAUGCCCACGGUGUCAGUUGCACAAAUUCCCUCUUACAGGCUGAACAAAAUCUGCAGGGGCAUCUCUCUCCAGCGGAAGAACCAGUUCAUGCAGAGGCUGCACAACUACUGGCUGCUGAAGCGGCAGGCAAGGAAUGGGGUGCCCCUGAUCCGACGUCUGCACUCACAUCUCCAGUCCCAGAGGAAUGCUGAGCAGAAGGAGCAGGAUGAGAAGACGAGUGCAGUGAAGGAAGAGCUGAAAUACUGGCAGAAACUACGGCAUGACUUGGAGAGGGCCCGGCUGCUCAUUGAGCUCAUCCGUAAGAGGGAAAAACUCAAACGGGAGCAGGUGAAGGUUCAGCAGGCUGCUAUGGAGCUACGGCUGACGCCAUUCAAUGUACUUCUGCGCACAACACUGGACCUGCUGCAGGAAAAGGAUGCUGCCCAGAUCUUUGCAGAGCCUGUUAACUUGAACGAGGUUCCAGAUUACCUGGAAUUCAUUUCCAACCCAAUGGAUUUUUCCACCAUGAGGCGGAAGCUGGAGUCCCACCUGUACCGAACAUUGGAUGAGUUUGAGGAAGACUUUAACCUUAUAGUUACCAACUGCAUGAGGUAUAAUGCUAAAGACACGAUUUUCCACCGAGCAGCUGUCCGGCUCAGAGACCUUGGAGGAGCGAUAUUGCGUCACGUGCGGCGGCAGGCUGAAAGCAUUGGCUUUGACACUGAUGUGGGGAUUCACCUGCCCGAGUCACCCCAAACCGAGGACUUUUACCGCUUUUCUUGGGCGGAUGUGGACAACAUCCUCCUGCCGGAGAACAGGGCUCACCUCACCUUGGAGGCCCAGCUGAAGGAGUUGCUUGAGAAGCUGGACAUAGUGAGCCCUAUGCGGUCCAGCGGCGCCCGGACACGACGCAUGCGGCUCCUGAGACGGGAGAUCAACUCCGUUCGGCAGAAGUUGGCCCAGCAGCAGAGCAGGACCAUGGCCAACGGGGAGCCUGUUCUGUGGGAAGAGGGGCUGGAUAAAACGUCGAGAGAAGAGGACGAGGAAGGGGACAGAGAUGAUGCCAAGCUCCCACAUCCUCCCACCCUGGAGCCCACAGGACCUGCACCCUCCUUCUCAGAUCUGGAAUCACUGCAGGACCCUCCGAAACUCAAACCCAUCCAUGACAGCAAGACCUUGAACCAGCUGCAGAAGAAGGUGUUGUCAGACAGGGAUUUCUUUGACAAGAAGGCACUGCAGCGGGAGAGCCAAGCUUUCCAGCGCCUGCUCAGUGACAGCAGCCUGAACGGACUCACCUUGCCACCUGCAGACAGCCUCAUGAGCCCCCCCUUCAGUGGCGUGGGCCGACGGACAUCUGUUCUUUUUAAAAAAGCUAAAAAUGGGGUGAAGCUGCAAAAAGGCCUGGACUGCUCCCUGGAGAAUGGAGAGGACCACGAGCAGCUUUUGCCCUCCUGUGCCAAUGGGGAGCGACAAACCCGGAAGCGGCCACAGGGCAGGAAUUACAGCGAGAGCAAUGGAGAGAAGUCACCCAGGCAGGCAGGGCAGAGAGGAGUGACCAACGGCUUUGCAAAGCACGCAGAGAGCAGCGCAGACUCUGAGCACAGCCCUAGCGUGGGCAGUGGGCUGGUGUUUGAAGCCUGCAGCUUAGCUUUUCAGGCUCCAUGCUGUCCUGUUAUGCCUGGUUUGAUGCCUCCUAAGCGAAGUCGAGGGAAGCCAGCUCUUUCUCGGGUGCCCUUCUUGGAAGGUGUGAAUGGAGACUCCGAUUACAGCAGCUCAGGGAGAACUCUCCUGAUGUCCUUUGAGAGUCAGGCUGAGCUGGAGCCCUUGGAGCUGGUGUGGGCUAAGUGCCGUGGUUAUCCCUCCUACCCUGCCUUGAUAAUUGAUCCCAAGAUGCCACGUGAGGGGCUGCUCCACAAUGGAGUCCCCAUCCCAGUCCCACCCAUGGAUGUGCUGAAGCUGGGGGAGCAGAGGCAGACAGAGGCAGGCGAGAAGCUCUUCCUUGUCCUUUUCUUCGACAACAAGAGAACCUGGCAGUGGCUUCCACGUGACAAGGUGUACCCUCUGGGCGUAGAUGACACUGUGGACAAGCUAAAGAUGAUGGAAGGAAGAAAAACCAGCAUCCGCAAGUCCGUGCAGGUGGCAUAUGACAGAGCCAUGGUUCACAUGAGCCGUGUGCGGGGAGAUCAUCCCUUUGUUCCGUCCAGUUAUCUGUGAUGGGUUGGGGCGGCCGGUCCUCCAGACGUCGCUGUCUGUCAGCACAGGGAGCCUGGCACCGAGCGGCCAAAGCGCGCCGCCUUCCAGCACUUGGCAGCGCUCCCCGAGGUACCUGCGAUGUGCCAAAACGCCUGUCCAGCUUCUUUCUGAAUGUGUCUUGCUGAAGAGCUGGCAGGAGAUGAAAUGUAGAGUCUGCAGGGCCAGGAGUAAGGUGUUAGGAGAAGCUGCUGGGUGACAGGAGCCGUGGUGAGCUGGUGCAGCAGAGCUCAGCACUUCGAUGUUUGGACCUCAUGCACGCUCUUUGCUGCUGCCUCCCCCGUGCUGCCAGGAGUUCGGGUGUCAGUCAGCCCCGAGUCGUUCCCUGAGCCCAUCACCUCUGUAAGCAAACCAGGAUCCUGUACAGAAAUCCCAGCUGGACUUUCUUGUGCCAAACUUACCUGGCCCUCACUGGCCUUUUUGUUCUUCUAUGAAAUCAGUUUAAAUGAAAUCAGUUGUCCCAUCAUGUCACAGAAAUGGUAGCUGGGAGGCAGUAUCAUGAUUUUCCUGCCUACAUUCACAGUGCUUUUACGUUAGAUUUCUUGCAUUGCAUUUAGAAAUGAGAUAUUUUGGUAACUUUCCCCUCUGCUGCACACAUACAUGCAGAUGCACAGAGCUUUAAAUAUGAAAAACAAAUUUCCUGUGGUGUUUUUUGGUGUGCAUUUAUGGCCUAGAAAUGUAUUUGGUAGUUUCACACUUGAAUUCUGAUUUCUGUGACUGUGCUCAUUGCAGUAGCAGUUCAUAUCAUGGUUUAGUACAGCCUUGAGUCUAAGCAAAGAUAACUUCUUUUUCUGAAGAAACAAAGCUGAUUCUGGAGGUGUCUGUGCUGGAGCAGCUCUGCAGGCACUGAGGUUGAUCAGGGUUGGAGGGAGACGCAUCGCUUGUGUUGCUGGAUGCACAUUUGGUGUCAGGCUCCUCUUCCUUUCUUCUUUUCUGUCUCUUUCAAGUUCUCCUCUGGCUUGGUUUGGGUUGAAACCGAGCACUAAGUAGAGCACACGACCAUUUUGCCUUUUUGCCUUCUCUCACGUACGUGCAUCCCUUCCUGGUGUGUGGGUCUCCAGCGUUGUCAUCCAUUAAGAAACAAACCAGCCUGGCUCUGCUGCAGCCCCUCUUUACUUUCUGAGUUUGCGUUGCAGAACUGGGCAGCCAAUGUUUGGAAACAGAUGACAAAACCUUUUCUAUUAGCCAAGGACUUACAAUUUCUCUGAUCUCUUCUGUUGUGUGUUCCCCUUUUUUUGCUUUUCCAUUUUAAGAACCAAAGGUGCAGAGCAAGAUUGUAGAUUGAAUAUCACCAUUUUGCUUUUUAACUCGGUAUUUUUUUAUUAUUUUAACUUUUUCAUACUGAAGAGAAUGUGGGGUCAAAAUAAUAAUAAUGAAUAGUGGGGAGUAAUCACUGCCAUUUCUACGUGGUCUACUUUUUUAGAAAUACCAAUUCUUAUACAUUGGGACACGGAGCCACACUUUAUGAAAGAUUCCUUUCCCAUAUAGAGAAGGGGCGUAGGAUUUUGUAAAAAUAGUAAUAAUAAUAAUGCCUAUGGAGUGUGGCGAGGGAAGAAUGUUGUGUAUAUAGUUGUACAGUACUGCUCUAAAUUAUUCAGACUUACUGUCACCAUUCUUGAAGUCCUCAGUCGUGUUGCUGGAUCUUUUAUAUGCACACAGUGUAAUUUAUUUAAAGGAACAUACACUUUUCUGGGUGGUAACUCAGCUGUGGACUUGUGACCUGUGUAUAUGUUUUCAGAAUUUGGGAUAUUAUUAUUUUUUUGGUUGGUUGGUUGUUUUUAAAUGACAUUUUAGAAUGGGAAUUGGCUGAUCUGCUGUUUGCUACGGGACCGAGACGUGACUGUCACUGCUGUAAAGCACAGAUUGCUCUAUUUAUUGUAGAAAGUGAGUUUAUUUGCUUUCUAGAGUUGUUUAUAUCAGAUGGUAUAAGAGAGGUAAUAAGAAAAUCUAUGCUUGUAAAGAAAAAAAAAGCUAAUUUUACCUACUAUAAUCUGACUGUCUGAGACUAUAUUUUCUCUCUGAGAAAUAAAUGUUCUAAAGUAUUAAAAAAA